Messenger RNA from Girardinichthys multiradiatus, 9891 nucleotides. RefSeq names its product fibroblast growth factor 14-like. Gene Ontology annotation, molecular function: fibroblast growth factor receptor binding; growth factor activity. The record is from RefSeq and is a predicted model, not a curated record. The coding region runs from base 168 to 1406 and encodes 412 amino acids. Lineage: Eukaryota; Metazoa; Chordata; Actinopteri; Cyprinodontiformes; Goodeidae. The transcript has 5 exons. Gene Ontology annotation, cellular component: cytoplasm. Gene Ontology annotation, biological process: regulation of cell migration; positive regulation of protein phosphorylation; positive regulation of gene expression.
GUGUGUGUUUGGAAAGGAGCCCCCCCCUGCUGCAGCACUUUCCUGCCGCACGGACUGAGUGAUGCCACCGAGUUGCUGACGGACACCCGGCAGGUUCUCUGCAACCCUCCUCCCCUCUCCUCCUCCCGCACGGACGGACGCAUCGACCCCCUGCCAUCCCCACUAAUAUGCAAUGGUUUUUUGUGCAGAAACAGACAGCUGCCGCGUACAGCCGACUUCACGUUAGCGCCGCCGCAUGCCUGACCGUCGCUGCCGCUCCUCUCCCCGCGCCGCGCGGCAGACGACGCCAUCUGAACAGGGGCGCUCGGGGGCUUUUCGCGCCGCGGCGGCCGGGCGGCAGCAGCAGCGACCCCUCUUCCGCAGGUGAGGACCACCGGCCGCUGGGGCAGCAGGAGACGGGGAUCGAGGAGAAAACCGCCGUAGCGGUUGCUGUUUUCCAGCCGCACUGGGGCGACGUCGACGCGGAAUACGUACGACUGGUGGUCUCCGAGCUUGGGGGGAAAGCGGGCGAGAAUCCGGGCGAGGAGCUGGGCUUCCUGCUCUUACUUUUGUCUAUGGUGCAGAUCGGAGGGGCACCGCACUGCCGAACUGAGCUCGACAGCUGGCCGGUUCUGCUGGCAUGCAAACAAGGGGGUGUAUCAGCCCCCAUGCGGUGGGUGAAUUUUAGGCUGCCGCAUCCGGAGCGCCUCUCCUUCUCAUCUUCCUCUUCUAGCCCUUCUUUUUCCUCCUCCCGUGUCUCGGCCAAAUCCAUGCGGUUUAUUUGGAACAACAUUUUCAGCAAAGGAUCGCAUAUGCUGCAGUGUCUUUGUGGCAGGAGCCUCAAGAAAACCAAGAACCCAACUGAACCACAGCUGAAGGGCAUAGUGACCAGGUUGUUCUGCAGGCAAGGCUUCUAUCUCCAGAUGGGCCAGGAUGGAUGUCUGGACGGGACCAAAGACGACAGCACCAAUUCCUCUCUGUUUAACCUGAUUCCUGUGGGUCUGAGAGUCGUGGCCAUCCAAUCAGUCAAAACCGGCCUCUACAUUGCCAUGAACGGAGAGGGUCACCUUUACUCCUCGGAACUGUUUACACCUGAAUGCAAGUUUAAAGAGUCGGUGUUUGAGAACUACUACGUGAUCUACAGCUCGAUGCUCUACAGACAGAAGGAGUCGGGCCGGGCUUGGUUUCUGGGCCUCAAUAAAGAGGGACAGAUCAUGAAAGGCAACAGGGUGAAAAAGACUAAACCCGCUGCACACUUCCUGCCUAAGCCCAUAGAAGUUGCGAUGUACCGUGAGCCGUCAUUGCACGAUGUAGGAGAGGCGGUGCCUAAGCUCACAGGGGGCCCGCCUUCUAAAAGCACAACCUGUGAACCUGUGGUCAUGAAUGGCGGCAAACCAGUCAGCAAACCCAGUAAGGAGGAGACAUAACCCCACCUCUCAUUACUAACCUCCCUGCCUGGCUGACUGGAGGCCAGGAAGAACCACAGACUUGCCCUGCUGCUGCGCUCUCAAAACACAAAACUGCUAGAAAAGGUAACAAAACGAACAGCUAAAAGCUCUGACUGGACAGCAAUGGGGGCUGAACGUCCUGCUUCACCUCUCCCGACUGGACACUGUUGUGGGGCAGCACCAGAGGGACAGCGCUCCAGUUGCUGAUGGGGAAAGAAGAAUGGAAAGCCCGACUGCUAAACUGGGCAAACUGAGAAAGUGGCGUGUGUUCUCAGAUGAAGGACAUCUGAAUAAUCCAAACAAAAAAACUCCAUGCUCACAUAUUUAUUUAUUUUUUAGCAAGGCUCCUGUUUUCCUCUGCUGAUUUUUGUGUUGCUUGCUUGCUCCAGGCCUGCAGACACACAUCCACACAAACUCCACUCAAGUCCACUCCAAAUCAACCACUUGGAUUCAAUUUUUAAGUACAUUAAAAGCAUCAGCAAACUCUGGAGAAAUAACGUUUUAAAUACCAAACAGUGUUGAUUCAAGGGAAGCUUAGUAAUCAAUCAAUUAGGAUUUGGAACAGGAUGUUCUGUUCUUAAACUACACCACGAUGCAUCAGGAAAUGGCACAUUACAUAUAUUCUGAACAUCUCCCUUACCCUACGUCUCAUCAAGAAGAAGCUGACAUGAAGAUAGUUCAGAGAAGAUAUUUAUAAUGAAUUCCCAAUUUGUAGCAACAAGGAGUGUAUCUGAAGUUUGCAGGUGUUGCAGCACCAUGGUAGCAGUCUGUGUUUACAUAGGGUAGCAGAUUUAGAUUAAUAUGAUCAGUGUUCUCAGUCAUGAGGACCUUUGUAGACUUUCUCCUUUUCUUGUUGCCUUCCCAAGUACUUGAAAAUAAAAGAAGAAACAGGGUAUUAGAACGUGGCAAGCGCCCGUGUAACUGGGACCAAUAUAAUCCAGGUUUGGGAGUUUUAGAGCAUAAAUAUAUGACAGUAAAACUAAUAUAAUGGUCCUAAAGUGUUUUCAGCUGAUACCCGUGGAGUAGCAUUUAUAAGACGUUCUCAGACUGUUACCAUUAAUUCAGUUUUCAGUGUAAAAAACACGUGUAGUUCCUUAAAACUGAGCUUACAUUCUUCUUUUAGUGGUUUUUCAGAUUGCUUCGGGGUACUUCAGGUUCAUGUUCCCCUUUUUCAUUUUGUACCUUUGUUUCGUACCAACUUCUUCUGGUAUAAAAAUAGCUGUUUGCCACCUUUAAUAAAACACAUCUAAAUCUUCACAUUUGUGAUUUAAAACUUAAAAUAAAUGAAAAAUGUUUAUUAUUCCUUAAUUGCCCUCCAGAUAAUUACCUAGAAUUUGUGGUUCUUCAGUCAGAAGGUUCUAAAGAUGUUUUGCUUAAUUUUUGCAAUAAAAAAAAACAUUAUUUUAAAUUUGAAAAUUGAUUAAAAGCCUAUAGCAUCUAUUGUUUGGACUUUAUUGGUUAGAGGUUUCUUUACACUUUUAGGCAAUUGUUUACAAUAGAAAAACACAAUUUUAAAUGAAAAGAUAGAACAAUUUUAAAGUAUUUUGUAAUUAUUCUUUUUUUAAACAUUUAGACUACUUAAAUAACAUAAACACGACUUUAAAUUUAAAAAUGUUAAUAUAUACUUCAUUUAUGCUUCUACAAUCAUCUGUAGUUCUUCAGAUGUUUAGCCUGCUAUUUACAAUAAAUACACAAUAAUAAAUUUAACAAUUGAAAAAUGUUAGUCUUCAAUUAUACUAAUUCAUUCAGAGGCUUCUUUACACGUAUGUUCAAAUUUACAGAAAAUAUUUAAUUUAAACUUUACAAAUAUAGAAUGUUUCUUUAAUUAUGCAUCAUAGUCAUCUGUAAUUGGUGCUUCUUCAGUCAGUAGUGGUUACAAAUUAGCUUUUUGUUUUCAUUAUCACAAAUAUUUAUCUCCAUACCUGAUCAAAAUGACCAGAGAAAUGUGUAAAAUAUGGUAAAAAUAUUAUGAAACGUGGGUAGGAAAUGGUGGAAGGGCGAAUUGACCCAGAAACAGCUUUGGAGCACAAGACACUUUAUAGAUUUUCCCUCUUUUCAACUUUUAAGUUGAAUCCUUUCAACAAGGUUAAAAGCUACAGUACUUCUUAUCUAGUGCUUCUGAUGGGGUUAAAACUGUUUUCCUAUUUACUUUUUUUUUUUUUUUGAAAGGCAAAAAAAUAAAGACUUGGAGCAGAGGUGCCAAAUAAAAAUUGCGCCUGUAUUUCUGAAAUUAGCUGCCAAAAUCAGAGGCUUCAACAACCCUCUGAAGAUAUUGUUAAACCUCCUGCAUUGCCCUAAACUGGCAUCACAUCUUUAUGUUUCACUUGCUUUGACUUCAAAUAAUUAUCACCGUUCUUGAAUGGCUACGAUCCAACUUUUCUCAACUACUGAUUCCUCCUCCUGAUGCUCUAAAGAAUAGGUGCCUUUUACAGCUGCAGUCUGGCCAUCCCUCCAUGCAGGGGAAUCACCAGUCCACACAACUGCAAAACCAGACAAAAAUUAUUUAUAAAACCUGACCAAUUGAAACAUUUUAAGAGCACUCACUUUCAUUUUAUUCCACUGUGGCUUAAAGAAAAGUAGAAGUUCACACAUGUUAUUUCGGACCAUGUCUGAAUGUACAAUCUAAGGUUUUUCUCCAACCCUAAUUGUUCCACCUCUAUAAAUCAACCGGCACAAUUAUGUCUGAAAUAUUGAACUUAUAAGCGUCUUAAAUGUUGUUUUUAAUGAACAAAAAGCAAAAUAAAUUGCACAUAGGCAUGGGCCGGUAUGAGAUCUCGGUAUGUAGUGUGGUGAUCUUGACUCAGAAUACCACAUAAAUUUAAAACUAAUGAAAUUUAAAACAUGAUCUUUUAUUUAUUAAAAUGCAGCAGCAACAGUUAUUCCUACCAGAGAUGCACUGAGAAAUCAGCUGGCGACCAGAAUCAGUCGAUUUUCAUCCUAACCGCUCUGACCGGUGACCAAGUGGUCAUAAACUAAUGGUAGAUCACUUAUUGUGUGAUCAGGGAACGCACCUUAAUCACUACCAGGUCUCGCAAUAUUCAACACUCUUCUGUGUGGAAGCUGUCACUAAGGGAAGAAGCCUCACACUUCGCUACUUUCUGCAUCAAUGAGGUGUUUAUAAAGGAAGCCAGAGGAAGCACACAGAUGUAAGAAGCUAUUUAAAUGGUGAUGCUCAUUUCACUUCCUUUCCGUUUUCCAUAUUUUAGCAGGGAUGGGGGUGUUUUGUUGAAUUUACUUGAAGCUGACUUCAGCGAACACUAAGAAGGCUGAAUUUAUUACAGCAAAGUUACUGUUUUAUGCUUUUUAAAGUCAACAAUACGCUGUUAGAAUGCCAGGUUUCUGGUCUAAUAGACUGAGACCAUGAUAAUACAUGUUCAAAGUUUUUCCACAUGAAAUAUGACAUAUACUUAAAUGAUUCAACAGAAAAAGAAAUUGGUUAAAGGGAAAAAUAAAUGCACAAAUAAAUAAAUAUCCCACCUGCAUCACUGUGGAUUAGCCUAAACUAAUACCUUGUUGAAGCACCUUCUGAUUCAGUUUUCUUUGGUUGGAGACUGUUAGCAUCCCACGUCUUUGCAACAUUUACCCACUCUGCCCUGCUUGUUCUCCAAGUCUCUGAUUUGUGAAGACAUCUCUUGCCCAGAGCCUUCUACAGAGGAACCCACAGAUUUCCUGUAACAUUUAGUUCUGAACUUUGGCUAGGCCAUUCCAGAAUUUUCCUUUCAUGAAGUCAUCCUUCUGUUGAUUUGGAUUCAUGCUUUGACUCAAAUUGAUACCAAAAAUUUAAAUCCCUCUGCCUUAUCCUAACUGAUACUUUUGUAUAAUGAGACCAUUUUAAUCCUUUGUAACCUCUGUGUAAACUAUGGCUUUAGCUAAAGGAUGCAAAUGUUAAGAAAAUCCAAGUAGCACCGCUGAACUUUUCAUUUGAAUUGUACAGAAUAACAUUCACAAUGUCAGAAGCACUGAUUUACUUUUUCUGAUCAUUCUACAGCCAUGAAAUUAAAGAAACAUAGAGAUCCUGUGUGUAAUAUUGGUCAGAAGAGAGUUAAAACUCUAUAAUGUUCCUGUUUAAUAAAAUCUUUAUGAUCUACAUUAAGCUUAUCGGCUGAAAAUAUUCAGUCAUGUAAAGUGAAGACCUCUGUGCUGUUGCUUAGGCUGUACUUACCUGCACUUGUCUGUGGGAAAAGUGUAACAAAAUACCACAGCAGCCAGCUCUGCUCGUCUCUGCUGCUUCUUCUGCCCAUGAAGCUAUUUUAAAUGGUUGCGUCAUGAGCCUUCAUUUUAAGUUGAUAUGUUUGACGUGAAGCCAAAGGCAUUUCAGUCCAAUUUGAAGCGAUGGAGGAGGCAUAAGUGAUAUAUAUACUAGGUCCAUAAAAAGACUUCAUCCCCGCUGCGUACACAUACACACACAGAGCAGCCACUUGGUGUUUGCCUUAAGGGAAAACAUUGCUGUUGCAGUUCUUUUCUAUAUGAAAUAUCCAAGGUUUGCCUCUAAAAUUCUCGUUGAGCCCCAAAUGGUGGCAGCAAAUUAUUGUCAGGAUGAGCUGUGCUCACUUGAAGCACUUCAUGUUAACAAACUGCAUCAUUGAGGUCAACGUUUACAAAAAAGGGAGCUCCCAACAUUUCCCUGCAUAGUAUUAGAAAGGGAUGCAAUGGUCAUAGUAUUGGUAAUUAUUAAGAUGCAAUAUAUGUUGCAAAAGAUUCCCAUUUUUCUUGAUCCUUUCUCAUGACUCUCUUGUAAGAGAGGUAAAAGUGUAGUAGCCUUUUUUCAGCCAGCUGACUGGCAGUGGGCAGCAACAGAUAGGCAUUACUUUAUCCUUCAUAAAGAUGGAAAAAUACUCCGGUCACUCUUGCACUCUUUCUCAACCAUCUCUCUAAAAGGACUUUGGACCGUAGGAAUGAUGUGACGGUAAAAUAUUUGGUUUACCUUAAUACUUGAAACCGGCCCUUGCCUAAUGUCGCCAGUAGUUAUUGAAUCCGUCAUGAAAUACCAACACUAAAGCUUGAGUUUAUUUGAACCAUGGAGAAAAAUCAUAAAACCUUCCUCUCACUGUGAAAGCCAGUUUGUUCUGGGACUUUCUGUUUACUCAUAUUUCUUUGACCGCAAAACUAGAUGCCAAUCACCUCCUCCAAAUAUCACAGGAGGGAGAUACUGUCAUACUGUGAUCCCACACUUCAAAUUAGUGGCAGUGACAAUAAGGCAGGCACACGUUAAUACAUUCAGGAUCUGCUUAUUAAGGCAAUUAAAACAGACACUGUGCAUCCUUUCUUGCUUUGAAUCCCAAUUUUGGACAAAAAUAACCCCUUUUGCAUUUUAAUCAGAUGAUUGAAACACUGUCCUGUUUGCUGAAGAUUAAUGACCUCCGUCGAUGUUGCCACAACUACAAAGCAGCAACAUGACAAAGCAGCCUCCCUGCAGAAAUCAAGGCUGCAUGAUUCAUUCGCACAUCAAACGAGCAGCGGCGUCUCAAGCCUUGGCAACAGGUCUGCAUCUAUUCGGCAGGUGAACGCUGCACACGGACGUUUAUCCGAUCCGGACGAAGUCGGGUGUUAAAGACCUCACAGUGUUUCUAAUUGACAUUUCAAAGAUUCUUUUCUCACGUACACCACAUAAUUUCUCGCCUUUUCUGAACUUAUUAGCUGCUUUUUACAUUAAUGUACAAAUAUGUGGUCGAGCUGCACAUCUUAAUACUUUUCAGACUAAUGUGGUCGUAGAAGUAUCAUCUUUCGGCCUUUUAAAUUGGGGUUUUAAAGAAGAAAAAGCCAGUUUAUGUGCUAAUGUAGAGAAAUGUGUAAUAAAAAUAAAAAGGGAGAGGAAAUUUAAAAGAAAUGGCAAUGUGAGUGUCUCUCAUACCCCAGUUAGGGUCAAACUGUAAGAUCCAGCUGUAGAUCUAAAAUGUCUCUACCCUCGUUUGACUUUAGCUCUGUUCUGUCUAAUGUUAUAUGGAAUAAUGUUAAUGAGGAACAAGUCUGGUGCUGUGCUCGUCUCAUGUCAAAAGAAAUGUGGAUGUAACAUUUAUUUACUAUCUGUUGUGUCAUAGUUAGGGGCUCAAAAUGAGUAAAUAAACCCUGACAAUCACAUACAGUGGCUUGGAAAAACUAUUUAUGGCCCUUAAACCUUUUUCUUAAUCCGAAUGUAUUUUAUUAGGAGGCUUUGUGAAAGGACAACACAAAGUACUACAUAAUUGUACUGUAUCCCCUUGUACUCUGACACCCUUAAAUAAAUCCUAUGGUGCCAUUUCAUUUAAUAAGAAGUUGAACCACUUUGCUGCAAUUACAGCUGCAAGUAUUUUUAAGGUGUUUUUCCACCACGUCCAGAGUUGCUUGGGUUUUAUUUAGGGGUAUCAGAGUUAAGGCAACUAAACACAGAUUUUUCUAUUUAUACAAAAAGAAAAACUCACCAUUAAACACUAAUUUGUAGUUGUCUACUGCAUUAAUCCCAAUAAAAUAAAGAGGUUUGUGGUGUAACACGACCAAAAUGGGAAAGGUUUAAGUAGUAUGAAUCAUUUUUUGAGGCAGUAUAUUCACAUUAAAUGUUUCAAUGUGUCUUGUAUUGUCUCAGCUGUCUGUCUCUGAACAGAAUCACAUCUGUUAAACAUGGUACAGAGAGAUUUGACCAUUUCUGUUCAAAUACUGCGCGACACAGUUGAUAACUAGGCUCCUGUGAUUUUAACUUGUCCUUUUACUGCUGGAUAACAUAAGCGAAGCGGCUUAAUGUCUCCAGUCAGAGAGGCCCUGCUUGUUAGGGCAACCCCAGGGUUCCCAUCAAGUCGAAGUGGUCUGUGAAGAUCUGUGGGGAUGUGCUCACAAAUUAAUACUGUUCAAAGGCAGAGAAAGAAAGGAAAAAUAAAAAGAAAAGCCCGGUUUCCUGGAUACUGACCAAAGACACUUCUCUACAAUUUUUUCCAGGCUGCUAAUCAGAGUUUAAAGAACCACUGCCACAUUUACUGUCAACAUCUCCUGGGAGAUUUCCUUUCCACCGGUGGUUAGCCAGGUGCCAGGGCUACAGUUAUGAAAGACUCCACUCCACACAGGAAGAGAGCAGCUGAUUUAAUUAGGAGUGAGCAAUGGCAGCAACCACGGUGACUUUUAAUUUCCACAUACAGGUACCACUCAUGUUCUCGUGGCAGUAUGCAUGUACCCAUCUUAGUUUGCCUGCAAGUUAGGAGGCACAUAAUGGACACAAGAAGGAAGAGGUAGACACAAGAAAUCCCUUUGUGACCUGGCCGCUGCAGUGCAGGAGCACUUUAGAGCCAAGGGAACAUGUAAUGGUUAGCGCUUAUGAUGUAGCUGGCUUCCCUCAAGUUCUUUGCUUUAGUACUUUUUCAAAAGACUGCCUUAUUACAUCUGAAUCUAAAGACAGCUCUCUCAUCCCGUUCUCUCUGCCCACUUGCAUCGAACACACUCAUAGAAACACAUACAGACGAUACAAACUCCUAUUUUACUUUUCAAUUAUCCUUUGAUCCCCAAUCUUUGAUUCUCUGGAACCACGCUUGCUGUCGCUCUCUCCUUGUUGUGUAAUCAAGCAUCCAGAGAACUUACUCCCACCUCCUCUCCUCUUCUUCACCUCCUCCUCUUUCUCGUCCUCCAUCUGUUUGAAAUAGUCCCCACUUGUUGCACGGUUUUGAAAAGAGGAAAUAUGGCAGAGGGUUUUUUUUGGGGGGACUUAUGCAUGUGGUAAUUUCAUGAUAAAAGAAACAUUUGCAGCAGACCACCAGUAAAACUUGGCGUUUGGCUCAUAUCUUGCUGUUAGUUUGCACAGUUGGAGAACAGACGUUUCUGCAAGGCAUUUUGUUCCCAGCACUAUCAGAAACAACUGGCAAUCCAUCACUGCAAUAAAAGAAACCAAAGGAGGAUGAAUCAGAAUGACUGACUUCAUAUUACUAACAGACAUACUCUAAUGCAUGCCUGAGGCGUAGCAUCUAUAACUUAUCCAAAUGGCUCAAAAUGGUACAAAUUUAAACAUAAAUGCAUGAUAAAGAAACUUCUUUGAGAUCCUUUGUCUUCUUUUAACUGUGAUGGAUUAAAAUCAGCAUACAAGUUCAUUAAUAUUUUAAGAAAUCCAAUUAUAAGUAGAGUGAAUUCUGAUUUUGUAUUUGUUUCUCUAAGAUCCAUAAACUUGGAUAAAUUAAACAUGUUUUUUGUAUGCAUAAAACACUAUAGUAUCCAGCUGUGAUACAUGGUAUCUGUGCGUUGAAUAUUAAACUGGCACGAGCAUAUCUAAUGAUUUAAUAAGCCAAAUAUUAGAGCAGUGCCCUGUUUUAUCCUCCCUGUGCAAACCUCCACCAGCUAUUAGCCAAAAGCAAACAGUGACUGGUGCCAACCUUAAAGGAGACUACCUUGUGUGUCGGUAAAUGUACAGUUAACUUUACAUAUAUUAUGCAAACAGUUUGUCUUCACUGUACAGUUUGUGUCCAAUCUAUUGAAUACACAAAAACAACAUCGAAUAAAGGAUUUAUAAAAAGGA